AUGUCUGGUUAUGCGAAUACGAAUUACGGUCCUCCGCCUAUGGGACAGUCGAACUUGGUGAAUGGCUUACCAGCAACACAACAGCUAUCGCAGGCACCAGGUGGCGCCGGUACACCACCACCGCCUAUUCCAAUGGGCCAACAGCAAAAUAUACUUCAACACAAACAACAACAGCAGCAGCAGUUGCCGCAGCCUGCUCCAGCACUCCAAAGUAAUAUGAGUAAAUUUUUGCCGCCAGCAUCUAGUUCAGCGCUUCAGCCAACUAAUGGACCAGCGCGGCCUCCAAACAGUGCAACAACAUCAGCGCCAACUAGCAAUUUGCCGCCACAUUUGCGGCCACCUGGUUUGAACGGCACACCAGGAGGUAUGCCCUUGACCAAUGGCGGCGGUGGUAGCGGAAAUCUAAGCACGAACUCUUCGCGCACAGCUUCGCCAUCAUUAGCGCAACAACAGCAACAGGCACAACAAUCGCAGCAUGGCGGAUAUGCAGCAAAGCCACCGAUGAACUUUGCGUCUAGUAGUAGUAGUGUGACGCCAAGCAAUCCGCAAUUUGCAUCCACUGGAAGCGCGCCUGGCUUGUCAGGAAGCAUGCAGAAUUUGAGUAUUAAUCGCACCAAUGGUACGACAGCGCCAAAUGUUUCCAACACGUUCACGCAUCAGGGGCAACCGCCUUUGGCUACAAACCAACAUCAACAGCAGUUUCCCAACAACUAUCAGACAAAUUUCCGUACGAACGCCAUAAAUACGGCUACUUCUUUACCCGGACAGCCGACAGCAUCCCAAGCAAGCGUUCCGCCGCCGUCGCACACAUCCGCGCUUUAUGCCGGCAGCAAGCUAUUGCAACCGCCUACAGCGAGCACGUCCCUCAGUCAAACGGCGCCCACGCAAUCUCUUACUAAUGCGCCACCCGCAAGCAAUGCGAGCAUGUUCGGCACAUCACGUUCACAUCCAAUUGUGACAAAUGCAUCACCAGGUGUGCAACAAAUGCCGCCUCAAGCGUCCAUGUUUUCGAAUGAAAAUUACAGACCUGGUUUGGUUGGGCCUACAUCGCAACCACCGUUGCCUGGUACCAGUUCUGCAGCCACCGCUCAACAACAGCAAAAUCAAUUAAACAACAAUACACAAGAGCAGACAGCAUCGCAACGCAAACCUAUGUAUCCAACAGGACCGCCACCAAUGCUGCCACCUUCUCAACAUCAGCCACAGCAGCUACAACCACAACAGCAACCAUAUGCGCAGGCAUAUCAGCAACAACCACAGCCAGGUCUUUUCAAUGGUCUACCGAAUGCUGCACCACUGCAAUACCAAUCACAGCCGCCUUAUAUGCAGCAACCUCCGCCAGUGCAGACGCAGCAAUUCCCUCAGCAACAAAAUUUUCCUCCACCCAGUGGCGGUGCAUACAAUCAGCAAAUGAGCGUUACACAGGCGGGUUUCAGUCGACUUUGGGGUCAGGAUACCAUUGAUUUGAUGCAAAAUCGUCAUAUUUUGUCACCAGCCACUUUGUCGCCGCCUCGUAUUGUACUCAAUAAUCAAUUCCACGAAUCUAUUAAUUGUAGUUCCAACAUUAUGCGUUGCACCAUCGCGAAAAUACCAGAAAGUAAUUCGCUGCUACAAAAGUCCCGUUUACCAUUGGGCAUUUUAAUACAUCCAUUCCGUGAUAUUAAUAGUUUACCAGUCAUUCAAUGCCCUAAUAUUGUACGUUGCCGGUUGUGUCGCACAUACAUAAAUCCUUUUGUGUAUUUUGUCGAUAGUAAAAUGUGGAAGUGCAAUCUUUGCUAUCGGGUCAACGAAUUGCCCGAUGAUUUUCAAUAUGACCCAGCAACGAAAACUUAUGGUGAUGUCACACGUCGUCCAGAGGUGCGUUCGAGUACCAUUGAAUUUAUUGCGCCCUCGGAAUAUAUGUUACGACCUCCCCAACCUGCCAUAUAUUUGUUCCUUUUCGAUGUUUCCAUCAUUGCCCAGCAGAGUGGGUACCUUGAGAAUGUUUGCACAACACUGAGUAAACAUUUAGAUGAUAUGCCAGGUGAUGCACGUACACAGAUUGGUUUUAUUGCUUACAACAGUCACGUGCAUUUCUACAGCUUGGCAGAAGGCUACAACCAGCCACACGAACUAACUUUACUCGAUAUUGACGAUCCAUUCUUACCACGACCUGACAAUCUGUUGGUGAAUUUAAAGGAGUGUAAAGAGCUGGUAAAGGACUUACUAACUCAACUGCCAAAGCGUUUUGCCGAUACACAUGAUCCGGGUUCGGCGCUUGGCGCUGCUUUGCAGGUUGCUUACAAAUUAAUGCAAGCAUCAGGUGGUCGUGUAACUGUUUUCCAAACGUGCCUUCCCAACAUGGGAUCUGGCUCGCUGGAGCCGCGGGAAGAUCCCAACAAUCGCUCGGCCAAAGAUGUAGCUCAUUUAAAUCCAGCAACAGAUUUCUAUAAGCGUUAUGCUUUAGAAUGUUCUGGUUACCAAAUAGCUGUGGAUUUAUUUUUGAUGAAUCAGCAGUACAGUGAUAUGGCAACGAUAUCUGGCAUUAGCAAACAUAGUGGCGGUUGUGUUCAUCACUUCCCACUCUAUCAGAAAACAAAGCCGCAAUUGGUGGACUCAUUCAAGCAAUGCUUCAAGCGCUAUCUGGUACGUAAAAUCGGUUUUGAGGCAGUCAUGCGCAUUCGUUGUACGCGCGGUCUGCAGGUGCACACAUUCCAUGGCAAUUUCUUCGUACGCUCGACUGAUUUGCUUUCGCUGCCAAAUGUGAAUCCCGAUGCGGGCUAUGGCAUGCAAAUUUCAUACGAAGAAUCCUUGAGCGAGGCGAAAACGGUUUGCUUCCAAGCAGCGCUGUUGUACACAAAUAGCGAGGGCGAACGUCGUAUACGUGUCCAUACAAUGUGCCUACCCGUGACUGCCUCACUGCCCGAAGUCAUGCACGCUGCCGAUACAGAAGCUAUAAUUGGUUUGCUUUCGAAAAUGGCUGUUGAUCGGUCACUAUCAUCGAAUGUCGCCGAUGCUCGUGAAGCGUUCAUCAAUGCAACUGUAGAUAUUUUCAAUGCAUUUAAAAUUGCACAAAAUCUACCAUCCGGACAAACUGGUCAAUUGAUUGCGCCACGGAGCUUAGCAUUGAUGCCGCUAUAUAUAUCGGCGUUAUUGAAGCAUCCGGCUUUCCGUGUAGGCACAAGCACUCGCUUAGAUGAUCGCGUAUACGCAAUGGACUGCAUGAAAACAUUGCCAUUGGAUCAAUUGAUGAAAUUUCUUUAUCCAGAGUUUUAUCUAAUUGAUGCAUUGUUUUAUCCAAAUGCAAAUCAAAAUUCAAAUGCGAAUGCUGCAGAAGAUGAAGAAGAAGAUGAUUUGCCGGAUGUGCCACGCCUGCAACUCUCAGCCGAAUUCUUGGAUUCGCGUUCAAUAUUCUUACUUGACUGUGGUAAUCUUAUAAUGAUUUAUGUGGGUCUAAAUGUGCCCGUGAAUGUAUUGGAAGGCGCAUUUGGCGUUAAGUCGACUGCAGAAUUACCUGACUAUGUGUACGGUUUGCCAAAUGUGAAUAGCCCUGAAAAUGAUGUUUUAAAACGAUUUAUAUUGCGUUUAAACGAUGAUAAGCCCUAUCCUCCUAUAGUACAGAUUAUAAGGGAUACAAGUACAGCCAAACCUCAGUUUAUAGACAAGUUGGUUGAUGAUCGGAGUGAAUCUAGUUUAUCGUAUUAUGAAUUUUUGCAGCAUGUACGGACUCAGGUUAAAUAGUAUUUUGUAAGUGGAAAUUAAGCGUAUUAAUUGAUUACAAUAUACAAUAAUUUAAAGGAAGUAAGCCACAAAUAAAAAGGGUAACCUACAAAAAAAAAAUACUAUAUAUUAUCUUAUAUGUGACAGCGUAUGAAUGUAAUCACUUACUUAUGGAAAAACAAUAAAUUCGCUAAACAAUUAAGCACCACAUGGACUAUGUGGUUGAUUGAUAUACGAAAAGGAAUUUACAUAUAUGUAUAAGUACGGAAAUACGCAUACGAAAAUAAAAAUAAAUAAUAGUUAUUAAAAUGCAAAUGAAAUAAUAUAUAAAUACAUGUACACUUACUUGCAUGCGCAUGGAUGUGUGUGUUUAACUAAGAAAGCGAAGUAGUAAGAAAAAUAUUUAGAUAUUAAGCGAAUAAAUCUGUAGCAUCGGAUUUGAUUGAAUAGCGUGCUUUGGGCAAUUAAAGGCUGCAAAUAAAAAAAAAAACAAUGUUUAGUAUCUUCACAUUUGUAGCCACUCAGCUGAAUGGAACACCUCUAAUGUAGAAUGAGGUUUUUAAAUUACGUAUUUAUAAAAUAAAAACGUGUUUAACACCCAGACUUGCCGCCAUUGAACAUUAGAUAAAACCGAGAAAUAUAUAAAUACAUAAAUGCAAUAUUGUGUCUGUGUAAAACAAAAACAUUAAGUUAGCAGCUGCACUGCUUUGCAUAAAAUCAUGAUUAUUAAUACCUAUUUUUGUUGCGAUUUUCAAAAUAAAAUUCAAAAGUUCAAUUAAUAUCAAGUGAGAUACAUAGCUGGUAGAAUAGAAGUCGCAUGCAUAGACCUAAUUGAGUAUAGGCUGGUUUUCAGGCACAUUUGACAGCUGAAUAAUGCAAAAUUACAUAAAUAAAGAAAGUCAUAACAAAGCAAGAAUAUAGAAAUAUUAAAAAUAAUGAAUUGUAAUGCGUUUCAGCAAUGAUACCAGCUGAAUUAUUAAUAAAUUGGUGCAUAAAUACAUAUGUAUGUAUGUAUGUUGAUGCUGCGUUGUAGCACACAAAUGCGACUGCAUAUACAUACAUACAUGCAUACAUAUGUAUAUACCUACAUAGCGCGGAAAGAUUUCGAAAUAAGUAAUUAUACAUUGGUAUGUAUAUAUAUUUAAAUUCCUAAUUACGUUUCAAAUUCCAAACACUUUAUGCUAAUUCACUUAGUGAUUGUCAACUAUUUAAUUGUUCCCUUGCAAACUUGUUUGUCUCAGUUGUUUUGCGUUACAUGUUUAUCUAUACAUAUUAAACUAUUUUUGUAUACACUACAUAUUUUGAAUUAAACUUAUCGAUUUUUCUUGGCGUGCCAGAGCUGAAAAAUAAGUGCAUUAAUAAACUUUUUUUUUGUUUUGUUUUUUUCGUUUUUAAUUUAGAAACAUAAUUUAGUAAUGUAAUUAGGGAAAUGAUAGUUGGCUUAUAUAAUACAGCAAACUAUAUAUUGUAAAUUUUUUAAAUCUAUUACAAAAUAGUUAAAAAUUUAUGUUAUUUUCGAAAUUGUAGCAUUAUUCAGAAAAUAAAAUAUGCUUGGUUUAUUGGAAA
This is a messenger RNA of Rhagoletis pomonella (apple maggot), 5265 nucleotides long. It is a transcript of the gene Sec24AB, whose product is annotated as protein transport protein Sec24A. The transcript is spliced from 14 exons. Gene Ontology annotation, biological process: COPII-coated vesicle cargo loading; intracellular protein transport; endoplasmic reticulum to Golgi vesicle-mediated transport. Bases 1 to 3720 code for a protein of 1239 amino acids. Gene Ontology annotation, cellular component: COPII vesicle coat; endoplasmic reticulum exit site. The record is from RefSeq and is a predicted model, not a curated record. Gene Ontology annotation, molecular function: zinc ion binding; SNARE binding. NCBI's taxonomy places the organism in Eukaryota, Metazoa, Arthropoda, Insecta, Diptera, Tephritidae.